Molecule: messenger RNA, 2886 nt
Organism: Drosophila montana
Lineage: Eukaryota; Metazoa; Arthropoda; Insecta; Diptera; Drosophilidae
Gene: abd-A
Product: abdominal A
Exons: 5
Coding region: 1-1584 (527 amino acids)
Biological process (GO): anterior/posterior pattern specification; negative regulation of transcription by RNA polymerase II
Cellular component (GO): nucleus
Molecular function (GO): DNA-binding transcription factor activity, RNA polymerase II-specific; RNA polymerase II cis-regulatory region sequence-specific DNA binding
Source: RefSeq, a predicted model, not a curated record
AUGUCAAAAUUUGUUUUCGAUAGUAUGCUGCCAAAGUACCCACAGUUUCAGCCAUUUAUCAGUUCGCACUUAACCACAACCCCCCCAAAUUCGUCAUCAGCAGCAGUUGCCGCCGCCUUCGCCGCAGCAGCCGCCUCAGCAUCCAGUGUCUCGUCGCCGGGAGUUCAUCCGGGCAGCAGUGCCAGCAACAGCCAUAGCAGCGGCCAUUUGCAAUCGUCCUCGCUGUCACCUAGCUCCAGUGCGUUGCAGCUCGGCAGCCAGCUUAACCAACAGCAUUUGAGCCAGUCGUCUAACUCGCCCGUCUCUUCUUCUUCGCCCUCAUCGACCGCGCAGCAACAACAGUCGCAGUACUCGUCCCUCUCGGCCGCUCUUCAACUCCAGCAGCAGCAGCACAUCAACAAGUUAGCCGCCGCUGCAGCUGCGGUAAGCUCCCAAGGAUCCGUCUCCGGUCUUGGUGGCCACCAGUCGCUGAGCCACGCCCAUCAGCAGCUGUUGCUGACGCCACCUUCGGCGGGCAACUCACAGACCGGCGACAGCAGCUCUUCGCCGUCUCCUGCGGCCAGCUCUUCGUUUGCUAUACCCACCAGCAAGAUGUACCCUUACGUGUCAAAUCAUCCCACCAGCCAUGGUGGCCUUUCCGGCAUGCCAGGCUUUUCGGGCCUAGAAGACAAGUCCUGCAGCAGGUACACGGACACAGUGAUGAACAGUUACCAGUCGAUGAGCGUACCUGCGUCGGCAUCCGCCAGCUUUGCCCAGUUCUAUCAGCACGCGGCUGCCUCUGCGGUGUCCGCAGCCAGCGCAGGAGCCAUUGGCGUGGACUCGCUGGGCAACGCUUGCACACAGCCCGCAUCCGGCGUGGUACCGGGAGCUGGUGGCGCAGGACAGAGUAUUGCGGAUCUACCUCGCUAUCCGUGGAUGACGCUCACAGAUUGGAUGGGAAGUCCCUUUGAGCGUGUCGUUUGUGGCGAUUUUAAUGGGCCCAACGGAUGCCCGCGACGUCGCGGUCGCCAGACUUACACUCGCUUCCAGACGCUGGAGCUCGAAAAAGAGUUCCACUUCAACCACUAUUUGACGCGGCGACGACGCAUAGAGAUUGCACACGCGCUCUGCCUAACAGAGCGCCAGAUCAAGAUCUGGUUUCAGAAUCGACGCAUGAAAUUAAAGAAGGAGCUGCGCGCGGUCAAAGAGAUCAACGAACAGGCACGCCGCGACCGAGAGGAACAAGAGAAAAUGAAGGCUCAGGAGACUAUGAAAUCCGCCCAGCAGAACAAGCAAGUGCAGCAGCAACAGCAGCAGCAGCAACAACAGCAGCAACAGCAGCAACAACAGCACCAGCAACAGCAACAACAACAGCAGGAUCAUCACUCGAUCAUUACACACAAUCCGGGCCACUUGCACCACUCCGUUGUCGGUCAAAACGAUCUCAAGCUUGGAUUGGGCAUGGGUGUCGGAGUAGGCGUUGGUGUCGGAGCUGGUAUUGGACCAGGUCUUGGAGCUGGCCUUGGUGGCAAUCUUGGAAUGAUGAGCGCCCUUGACAAGAACAAUCACGAUCUUCUCAAGGCGGUUAGUAAAGUCAACUCCUAAAUGUUGCGUGGAUAUUCUCUCAACUAUCAUCAUUACCGCUACUAUCACUAGCAUCUACUAUCCACCUACCGUAAUCGUCAUCGUCAAUGUCAUCGUCGUCGUCGUCGCUUGAUGCCUUGAGUUUGGCGUUUUUUCGUCUCUUCUGUGUAAUACGAAAAACAAAACAAAGUUGAUAACUCAAAUACGUAAAGUUUUACAUAGUAAAUAGUCGUUUAAGUCUACAUAUAACGGAUCAAAAUACAUGAACUUAUAACCAAGUACAUAUGUAUGUGCAUGCAUACAGUGCACAAGCCAGAUCGAUGACUGUGCACAGGGGGUCACAGAUAAUUUGUUUAUGAGUUGGCAAAUGGACAUGUAACUGCAAAGGCUUUAAUUAUUUUUAUAUAUUUAAAUAUUUGUAUCCCCAGAUUUGACUUUGUUAUACAUUUUGAUUUUCGUAUCGGUACUUCCUUAGACAUUAUUGCCUAUUUGAUAGACAGAAUUGCCUAGGAGUAUGAAACCAACUUGUUUCAAAUAGUUUCUUGUUCUAAUGCGCCUAAUUCAAAGGAUGUCCACCAGUUACAAUAACCCCCUGUGCACAGCAUAGUAAUAUUAAUGAUUCCAUCGAUCUAAUAAAAUAGCGGUAAAUGAUAAAGUAUUGCCAUCGAGAGCAAAACGCUGAAUCGUAGAGGUUCCCAGACUGGCAACAAUGAUUGGAAAUAACCAUGUUAAAUGAGCGAUAUUUUUUAGUCAAAUAGUCAGAUAGUCAAAAACUUCUGCAACGUGGACAUUGGCCCAUUGUCAAUGACCAAUUAGCGAGUUUAAAUGUAAAAUUAUUUACGACUGCUGUAGGAUUACAUAGUAUGAUAAAGAAACUCGUUUAACUAUGUUUAUGAAUAUAUGUAUGAAUUUAAAAAUAUAAUACCCCUACUUACUUAUAGAGAUAAAGAUUGUACGUACGUUCUGUACUCACAUACUAUUUAUUGGAAAUUUUUGUUUAUGUUCUUAAGUGAAAAACUCUUCCAAUGUUCUUUUUAUUGUGUUGCAUGUUUUGCUGUAAUUUGUUGUAUGCUUUUAAUGCUUUUAUAUUUUGCUUAGACGAAUUCUAAAUACAUUAGUUCCGUCAAUGCCAUAUUAAUAUUAAUUAUAAUACCAGUUUAAUGUAAAUCAUGAUAAACAAAAAUGCAAAAUGAAACAAAAAACAUUGAAUUACAAAAUAAAAAAAAAUAAAACUUAAAAAAAUGCGCAAACAUUUCCCCAUAUAAUAGAUUAGGUGUAUUGUAAUGUGUAACGAACGGUAUGCAACAUACCCAAAAGCAUAAU